AUCAUUUUGCAUGAAAUGGCAAAGAAGGGCGGAGUUCAGCAGCUGCAGGCGGACAUCGGCAGCGAUGAGGAGUUCGAAAAGUUUCUGCAGCGACCCGGCCUCCUGGUUCUGGAUAUCUAUUCGGAAUGGUGUGGUCCGUGUGUGGGCAUGGUGGGCAGUCUGCGCAAAAUUAAACUUGAGCUGGGCGGCGAUAAUUUGCAACUGGCGAUUUGCAAAGCUGGUUCAAUUUCGUAUCUGGAACGGUUUAAUAAGAAAAGUGAGCCCACUUGGAUGUUUGUAGCGGCAAGUAGUCCAACGAAAGUCUGUCCAAAAACUAACUCUAGAUUUGCACAGAAUGGCAAGGCCAUCAACAUCAUGUUUGGCACAGAUGUGCCCAAGCUGGUGGCCAUGAUCACCAGGGAGCUGGAGUCAACGAUCGCCAAGGAGCCGCACCAGACCUACGAAAUAACCGAGCUGCAGCCCAUUGAGCUGGAACACUUGCGCAUUAAGAACGAGGCUCUGGAAUUGGCCGCAAAGAUCGAGCUGGAGGAGAGCAAAAGGAGGCGCAUCGAGUAUUUGAGAUAUGUGACAGAUACCAUCAUGGAGAAUUUGCCAGAUAUUGGCAUUACGGUAUUUGGUCCGCAGGUCAAUCGGGAUAUGUUCAAGAAGCUCUCCGAACCGGCGGAUCCAUUGAAGAUUCAGUGCAAAGAUCGCAAAGUGUUUACCAUAACUGAAAACGAUUUCAACACUGUCAACUUUGCGGCCGAGAAUCCAUUGCCCAACGACGUUAUCCAACACUUGUACGACAAAGAGCUAUUCAUGUGCUUUUGGAAAGUGGAUGAAACGAUCGGAACGCCGCCCAAAAUACUGCAGCAGUACGCACAUGAGCUGACCAAAGAAACCAUAAAGCCACCCGACGAGUUCAACGAGGAGGAAACCGUUCUGCCACCCCUGAUAACAGACCUGGAAAUAACGGUGCAGGUACAAAUUGAAGUAAAUGAGGAAGCAGAUUCAGAACCUUCGGAGGACACGCUGCACUUUAAGGCCAUCAAAAUACCACCCAUCUGGGUGGCAAGCGAUCAGAGAACGCAUGCGGCCCUCAUCUAUACCUAUUUCAGGGCACAAACCGCCGCCUUUCUGCCGCCCGAUCCGACGCCCGAACCGCCACAUAUCAUCAUGACAUUCGAUGCGUACAAAAAGAAAGAUCUUAUCAAUCUGGUCGACGCCUGCAAGCAGGAUGUGCCGCUCUAUGGCUUCUUUACCAGCGACAAUCCGCAGACUGCCGUCUUUAUAGCCAACUCCGUCGAUAAAUACAAUGCUAAGCCCUAUGUGCCCACCGAUAAAAUUGUGCUGAAAGUAAACAAGGUGCCGGGUCCGACGAUACCGCUGCUCAUGGAAUAUGGCCCCAGCUAUGUGAGCCCCAACUCGGUUGUUGGCCAUAAGGAGGCUGCCAAAUUUUUUCCGCCCAGCUACAAGUCCGCCCAGCAAGAAGAGGCCGAGCUUCACGCCGUUAAAGCCGAGAAGCCGAAGAAGCGCAAGAAGACUAAGAAGGGCGCCGAGGCCGAGGAGCUCGAACAGCCCAGCGCCAGGGCCCAGGAUACUCUGCAGGAGGCCUCGGAUGAGGCGUCAAAGAUCUCGCCCGAGGAGGGCGCCUCGACGACCAGCAGCGGCGAGGACAGCUGCGAAUCUCGCCCAGCGACUGCCGAUGGCAAUAAUCAAUCCGCCGAUGGAUUGCAAUCGUAGACGUUUCCCUCCUUACAACUCCCAAACAAUAUACAAAUUUAUAGCCAUAUCCAUUUAACCAGAUAUAUAACUUAUAUUAUACUUAUACUUAACUUUUGUUUGAUCUUUGUAUAUGCACUUGUAUUACUUAACAUCGGGCUUAACCUCACAUUCACUAUAUAUUGGAAUUUGAAACGUGCUUGAAAUUAUUUAUAACCUUUAAAGUAUAAAAUACAUUUUUCUUUUAUAUUUUCAAUGCACAUGGAAUAUUUAUGGAAGAGCUGAUGGUUAAUACGAAGCUUCUAAAAUAUGUUUCUAAAUAUAUCAAGAAAUAUUUUAAAGAAUCUUUUUUUAACAGCAGCUUGUAAAUUUAUUUAAGGCUGGUUGUAAAUUAUAAAUGUUGCUAUUAAGGUACAUCGAAAUAUUUUGCUAAGGAAAAUAAUUCUAUAUAUUGGAUCUACUAAAUAUAUGGCAACAAUUCGAAUUAGCACUAGGUACAAAUGGAAAUAUUGUA
Molecule: messenger RNA, 2215 nt
Organism: Drosophila montana
Lineage: Eukaryota; Metazoa; Arthropoda; Insecta; Diptera; Drosophilidae
Exons: 6
Coding region: 16-1722 (568 amino acids)
Source: RefSeq, a predicted model, not a curated record